AGACAAAACAUAAUGUGCCAAACGUAUCUGGAAUAGUCAACGCAGCAGCAAAUGCUAAGAGCUAGGUUAGCUUGCAACGGUAGCAAACGACAGCAGCCUAUUCUAGCUAGGUUAAUGUUAUAUGAGGGUUGCGGACCAGCCGUCCGAGUUCUGUGCCGUACAAUGAAAUUGAAAUAUUUAAGCAACGACAUGUGUCGAAGCUAGCCAAUGUAACCACUUCAGAAAGUUACGUCGUAUUUCGAAAAUAAUUUAGGCUGUCAGUUUUUUCCCUGUGUCGUUACGGUUGUAUAUCCGGACUAGCAAGUUUUGCCACGUAAAUUGUCACAAGGUUCUGCUCCUACGUGUGUGUGAGCAGGCUAGGCGGUCGGGCCGAUCUCUCCAUGACAGCUCGCGGCCAUGCCUCCCGGAGCGCCGCCAACAGAAAGUUCCUCGAGGAAGACCUGGAGCAACAAGCACCGGUUCCAGAGGAGAACCCGCAUGGGCACAGACCGCGGGCCAGAGACUACCUAGAGCGGGCCCAUCUGGAGCUGAUGGACCCAGGGCAAGAUCCAGAGCUGGCCGAGCUGGGGCCACUACUGGGGGCAGCAUCCCCGGACACCAGCCCUCGAGGUGCGUCAGCGUUCCCUGAGGAGGAGGAAGGGGAGGAGGAAGACCCACACAUGAUAACACUACCGCUGCAGGCACACCAUGCCAUGGAGAAGAUGGAAGAGUUUGUGCACAAGGUGUGGGAGGGCCGCUGGCGUGUGAUCCCGUACCACCUGCUGCCCGAGUGGCUGAAGGAUAACGACUACCUCCUGCACGGGCACCGCCCCCCCCUGCCCUCAUUCAGGGCCUGCUUCGGGAGCAUCUUCAGGAUCCACACAGAGACCGGCAACAUCUGGACACAUCUGCUGGGUCUGAUCCUGUUCCUGUGUCUGGGCACGCUGACGAUGCUGCGGCCCAACGUGUACUUCAUGGCGCCCCUGCAGGAGAAGGUGGUGCUGGGCAUGUUCUUUCUGGGCGCCGUGCUCUGCCUCAGCUUCUCCUGGAUCUUCCACACCGUCUACUGCCACUCCGAGAAAGUCUCACGCACCUUCUCCAAGCUGGACUACUCGGGCAUUGCUCUGCUGAUCAUGGGGUCGUUCGUGCCGUGGCUGUACUACUCGUUCUACUGCUCCCCCCAGCCGCGGCUCAUCUACCUGUCUGUGGUGUGUGUGCUCGGGAUCGCCGCCAUCAUCGUGGCCCAGGGGGAACGCUUCGCCACGCCGGCGCACCGACCCACCAGAGCCGGUGUGUUCCUGGGUCUGGGUUUGAGCGGUAUCGUACCCACAGUGCACUUCACCAUAGUGGAGGGCUUCGUGAAGGCCACCACGGUGGGCCAGUUGGGCUGGUUCUACCUGAUGGGGGCCAUGUACAUCACCGGGGCCUGCCUGUACGCCGCACGGAUACCUGAGCGCUACUUCCCCGGCAAGUGUGACAUCUGGUUCCAGUCUCAUCAGAUCUUCCAUGUGCUGGUGGUGGCGGCGGCCUUCAUCCAUUUCUACGGCGUCUCCAACCUUCAGGAGUUUCGUUACGGCCUGGGCGGGGGCUGCACAGACGACUCCCUGCUCUGACCAAUCACAGCAGUACUUCCUGUUUCCAGUUUCCACUACACCUCACUUCCUGUAACGUCCUGUAAUGUCACCACCAUCCUGUCUGCCGCCCUGACCACCUGACGGAGGCAGCGCCCCACACACACACACACUCGCCCCCCACACACACUCUGCCAACACCACAAGGAAAACGCGUGCGUGUGUGUGUGUCAACUGUCCAAGGGGCCUCCGAAAGCUUCACCUGUGUUUGAUAGAGUGUGUAUCAUGUCUCUGACAGAACAAUGAAAACAAAAAACACUGAAUCAUUUUAACUCUGUACUUGAAAUACUUGAAGUGUUCAGUAUGUUAAUAUAAACAAAAUCUUGAAAAUGAA
Clupea harengus (Atlantic herring) is the source of this 1944-nucleotide messenger RNA. RefSeq names its product adiponectin receptor protein 1-like. Lineage: Eukaryota; Metazoa; Chordata; Actinopteri; Clupeiformes; Clupeidae. Gene Ontology annotation, biological process: adiponectin-activated signaling pathway. Gene Ontology annotation, cellular component: plasma membrane. The record is from RefSeq and is a predicted model, not a curated record. Gene Ontology annotation, molecular function: signaling receptor activity.